GAAAUAUAUAUGAGCUUCUCAGCCCACAGCACUACUAUUCAGUGAAAGUAUUCUGUAUUCUGCACAAGAAAACCCUUUUUCUCAGUGUUUUGAGUGCAAUCCUUAACUCAAUCUGGGAAAUUUUUGUUGGGUUUUUGUACUGAGUGAAAUUACUGUUUUCUUUUCUUUGAUUUACCACUGAUCUUUCUGGUACUGGGGAGAAAAAUCAGAUAAAAGAUAAAUCUUUACAUUUUCUCAAGAAAGUGAGGUUGAAAUGGAUGUGGAUUUCUGGGCUGCAAGAGUUCAUAGGCAAAUCCCUUCUGUUCAAUCUGCUAGGGUUAGCAAUUUUGGUAAUCAUGUCCUCAUGGAUGAUGAAGGGGGCGAUGAAGUGAGAGCUUGGUUUCCUUGCCCUUUCUGUUAUGUGGAAAUUGAGGUUCCGCUGCUUUGUGUCCAUCUGCAAGAAGAGCAUUGCUUUGACUUGAAAAAUGCGGUUUGUCCCAUAUGUGCAGCAAACUUAGGGAAAGAUCCACUUGCUCAUUUCACGGUGCAGCAUGCACAUUCAAUUAAGCGGAGGAAAAAGUCUCAAAAGUCUGGCUUCUGGAGUAAUAUGUCCACAAAUAUCGUCAAGGACUUGCGGGAACUAAGUUCAUUUCUUGGUGCUAAUUCACUCAGUGGGGCGCCCAGUGGGAAUGAACCUGCUCCUGAUCCACUCCUUUCACCGUUUCUCUGCACCGUGCCUCUGACAGUCUCUAAAGACCUCCACAAAGAUAUAUCCGCAUGCAUUGCUGCAACAAGCGAUGCAGAAAGCAAACCGUCGCCUCCAGAUGAAGUUGACAGCAAAGACUAUGAGGAAAGGAGACAGCAAGCUGCAUUCAUCCAGGAGCUUCUGUUGUCGACUAUAUUUUAGAACUUCUGGAGCUCCUCAGUGGAAAAGCGAUCAAAGGAAUGUGUCGAUGCUUAAGGGAAGCCACCAGGUUUUACUAUGGUGAUUGGUUUCAGAGUAUCACAUUGUUGGAAGCUCAUUACUAAAGAUGGCGACAAAAGAAUGUUCGAAGAUAUCAAAAUUGGCAAUACAAUGUCAGCAUGAUAUCUUAUGAGCCUAUGUAAUUGUACUAUCUACUGUGAACAUGAUAUAAUAUAAUAUAUGCUAUAUAUUCCGUUGGCUGUUUUUCUUUUUCA
Messenger RNA from Sesamum indicum (sesame), 1158 nucleotides. RefSeq names its product protein DEHYDRATION-INDUCED 19 homolog 5. Lineage: Eukaryota; Viridiplantae; Streptophyta; Magnoliopsida; Lamiales; Pedaliaceae. The record is from RefSeq and is a predicted model, not a curated record.